Molecule: messenger RNA, 312 nt
Organism: Symbiodinium necroappetens
Lineage: Eukaryota; Dinophyceae; Suessiales; Symbiodiniaceae
Source: the annotation of a GenBank genome assembly
GAUGGUUUGGUUCGCAACUGCUCUGCCUUGGCGGCACUACACCCGGACGAGGCCACAGAGGCUGUUGUUGACGCCGCGCUUCGUCUCCGGCGACCCUUCGUGGUUGUGCCAUGCUGUGUCUUUGCGCGGCUUUUCCCAGCCAGGACUCUUGGUGGGCGUGCAGUUGCGACGCUGCCGGACUUUCGUGAGUUCCUUCGUCGAAAGCAUCCAAGCAUUCGCGAGGAGAUCCUCCCAUUUGCUGGAGCGAACGUGGCUUUGUACGCGUCUUUCAAUGAUCAUGAAGACAUCGAGCAUGAGCUCGCGCAAAUCUCU